Messenger RNA from Mucor velutinosus, 2274 nucleotides. RefSeq lists its product as uncharacterized. The transcript is spliced from 4 exons. The record is from RefSeq and is a predicted model, not a curated record. NCBI's taxonomy places the organism in Eukaryota, Fungi, Mucoromycota, Mucoromycetes, Mucorales, Mucoraceae. The coding region runs from base 1 to 2274 and encodes 757 amino acids.
AUGGAAUGCUUGGAGACUGAGCAACUCUUAUGCAAGACAUUUGCUACAGAAAAUACGAAAACCACCGCAAUAACAGAAUGCCACUACCAUAGCAUUUCUUUUGCGAUUUCCGAACAAGGACAACUGUUGGCAGUAGACGCAGCCCUUGAGAAUCUGGAAUUGGGUAGACUCGACCUUUCAGAUAGAGUGGAACAAGUAGUGAGUCGCUGCUUACACGAUCCAGCAGAGUGUAUAUAUUAUCUGAGAACAUCCACCAACAAAGUAUAUCAAUUCUCCAUCGACUCGAGUGGCAAUCGACAUGCUCGAAAACGAGCCAAAAUCAACGAUGAAUGCUCGCAGCACACUCAAUUCAUCGAACUGAAAGCCGUGGCAAGCAAUGUGAAGCAUAUACUCGUCCACCACGGUCUUAUAUUGAUAUCAUCCGACAGUGCGCAACAGUUGACGAAUGGCACAUUGCACAACACGAGCGAAUUCUACACUACAGAUACCAGCAUGAGCUACCAUUUGCCUGUUCAAAAUAUACAUACAAGCUUUAUCAGUUUUUUUUCGCUGCCAACACAUUCGGGUCUGAUCUAUGGCACAGCAUGUGGAGCCGUCUAUUGGAGGGAUGUUGAUUCAAGGCAGGACGCGCUGUUGUUUAGAAUGGAGGAAGAUGAGAAGAUUGUGUUUCUAGAUUUGCUACAGACAUACAGUACAGUCCAUACAGUGAUCGCUUUUGGUGAGCAAGGCACCGUCAUCAGCUAUGCAACGUCAGAUCAAGAGAAAUCAGGGUUGCAAAUGCGUCAAUUCAACAUGCGAAGCCCUCUGCGCUCGAUAGACAAAGUGCAGGACUCCAAGUACAUAGUGUCCACUGGUACUGGUAGAGUUUCCAUACUCGAUGUGAUGAAUGACAAGAGCGAACUGGCAUCGAUACGCGUGUCUCGACUGUCUAAUGUCCAGCACUUGCGUAUCCUUGAUAAGGAGAACUGUAUCUUUGAAACAGUGUCCGAGCAGGAAAACGGCAUUGAAUUCAGCAGAAUUCAGUACAACAAUAUACCCAUCUCAAUUGCAAACAACGCUGAAGCUAUGCAGCAACUGAUUGAAGACACCCUGGAAGAGCUAGCGCAAGAGGAAGAUACGGUCAAGUCGAUGGAGAUCAAAGAGCAGGCAUUGAGCGACAAACUCGCAUCAACCAACCGCACCCUAUACGCACUACGAAGUAUCAAUGAUAAGCGAGAGUUGGGCUUAUGCAACUCGCUUGAUUCAACAGGUUUCGAAUUUACAGUGCGCCCUAUCACUCGAUCCAAUUCAAACGAAAACUGCAGCCUCAAUACCAGAGCUUAUCUUAGGAUUUGCAUCAAGACAUCACGGUUCUUGGAGCUGGAAGGAUGGGACUUGUCGAUUCAAUUAUUUCCUAUGGAUUCAACAUUGAUAGGACAAACGAAAAUGAUAUCCGUCAUUGGUUUCGAACCGCAUUACGAAAAUGGCAUUGAACGCCAUGUCAUUUGGGAAAGAGACAUUGAAGUCGACCUAAACAAACAACAACUACCCGCCAAAGUGAGCACUACAUUGAUCAUGACGCUGAAUAAUACAAAAGAGCUUUUAUUUCCUGUUUCAGAGCUGAUUUUGGAUGAUAUACACUUUGCUUGUCCUUGUAGCUCACACAUAAAAACUAGCAUAGAACGACGCGGACUAGACGAAAUCUCCAACCGUCUGAUGCAGUCCUAUCGUCAGCAGAAAUUGCACGAUAGAACAGGAAGAUACCCGCUUGCUAGACUGUUGCAAAACGAUCAGCCAUCACUGCUACUGAACCACAGAAAUGUACACGUCCGAUACACGGUACCGUCGUUGAGCGAUGAGCAGUAUAGGUCGCUUCUGCCCAGCAUUCUCGGUGAAGGGCAUUCGGACAGCAUCAAGGAUUUUUUUCAUGGUAAUGCAGAGCAGGCACUGUUUACAAUGGCAAGCUAUCCUGGUUGCCCUGUCAUCAUCAAGUUGUCUCGAGUCUCGCCAGACAUGAUUGACUUUAGCAUCCAGUGCUCUUAUACGCCAGCUUUAUUCAAGGUAGAAUGCAUCUUGUUGCAUCGAAUUCACCGACUGUACAUGCACGAUACACCGACCAUGGACACCAAAAAGCUAAAAUCAUUGGAAGCGUCUAUUCUAGAACUUCAACAAGUAUACCAGCGAGAAGAUCAGCAAGAAACACCAGCAGCAUUAUUGGCUCAAUUGAGAAAGACGAUUGAUGUAUUGUACAAUGUUCAUUAUCAACAGCCAAUUGGAUCUUUCACCUCCCUAUAA